This is a messenger RNA of Colius striatus (speckled mousebird), 5032 nucleotides long. It is a transcript of the gene NUP133, whose product is annotated as nucleoporin 133. Gene Ontology annotation, biological process: protein import into nucleus; poly(A)+ mRNA export from nucleus; transcription-dependent tethering of RNA polymerase II gene DNA at nuclear periphery. Gene Ontology annotation, molecular function: structural constituent of nuclear pore; protein binding. NCBI's taxonomy places the organism in Eukaryota, Metazoa, Chordata, Aves, Coliiformes, Coliidae. The record is from RefSeq and is a predicted model, not a curated record. Gene Ontology annotation, cellular component: nuclear pore outer ring. Bases 63 to 3308 code for a protein of 1081 amino acids. The transcript has 25 exons.
UGACGCAGUCAAGUGGCGCCCGGCGGGAGCGCAGAGCCGGCACCACUCCUCGCUCCACAGCCAUGUUCCCGUCGGCGCCCGCCUCCCCGCGGACCCCCGGCGGGUCGGCCCGCAGGAACCUCUGCAGCGCCGCUCCUAGCCCGCUCUCGCGCCCAGGCGGCAGGAAGAACCUGGGCAUCGUGGCGGCAGCCAGCUCCCCUGUGCUGUUUUCUCCAGUGGCGAGGAGGAGCGGCUCCCUCUCCGCCCGAGCAACUCCUACCAGAGUCAUCCAGCAUCCCUCAGCAGGCGACACUAUUAACUAUGAUGUCAGGGCUUUUGGAUCCUCUCUGCCUGUUAAGGUUAUGGAAGCCCUGAAGAAGGCAGGUGCUGAUGACCAACUGAGCGUUCAAGUGGAUGAGAGUGGAUGGGCCUGGCUAGUCCAUAAAGAGAAGCUGAUUAUUUGGAAGAUUGGGCAGUCUUCAGUAGCUAAGUUAUCUCUGUGCAAGGAACUGCAGCUGCCACCCAGUGACUUCCAGUGGAGUUCUACUUUAGCAGCUAUAUCUUGUCUUGGUUCCUCAGGUGACGCACCUUCUCUGCAGUCCCUGGCAAUAAUGGUCGCUACCAGUGAAGGUUCUGUGCGCUACUGGCCUAACGUCGCACAUGAAGGUUCCUAUGUGGAGACUUUUACAGACUUUGGAGGCUCUCUGUGCAGUUUCCUAACAGCAGUAAAGGGAGGAAGCUUUAUUUUAUCAUCUUCCAGAGGCCAGCUAGUUCGACUGAUACCAGAUAGUUCUGGCAAGAUUCAUCAGCAUGCCCUGCCACAGGGUCAGGGCAUGUUUUCUGGAAUUGGUAGAAAGGUUUCUUCUCUUCUGGGUAUAUUGUCACCUGGACAUGAUGCUGUGAUUUCCAGCGUUCUUUGGGAUAAAGAGAGAUCAAGCUUUUACAUGCUGACAAGUUCAAAUCUAAACAAAUGGGAGAUUGAUGAUUCAUCAGAACGUUAUAUUCUCAGCUGGGAUAUCAACAGGAUCCUGAAGGAACAUAUUACAGAUGCAAUUUGGGGUUCUGAAAGUAACUAUGAAGAUAUCAAAGGGGGAGUAAAUAUACAAUACAUGGAUUUGCAACAGAAUCGUGAUGGUCUGGUGAUACUUGCUGCAGCAUGGCAUCCUGGAGAUCAUCCAUGCCUUGUCUACUACACUCUGAUAACAGUAGAAGAUAAAGGCUUCCAGAUGUCUGAUGAUGUUGUUGUGGAGGUCACACAGUACAAUCCAACUUUUCAGUCAGAAGAGGAAGUGCUGUGCUGUCUGGUAGUCCCAGAUUACUUUAGCCAUGCUGCUUACCUCUAUAAGGAAGAUGAAGUGUUUGCUUGUUCCACUGGAACUGGAAGAGUUUCUUUACCACAGGAGAAAAUCAUAUUUGGCAUACAAGGAGAUAGCAUUUUAGGAGCAGGUUCCUGUACUAGCCUCCCCAUCUUCUUUACCAAAAAAAGUGGACUUACCACAAUCUUGUCUAGGGAAAACAGUUCUGUGCUUCCUGAAGACCUUGAGGAUUCCCUGUCCUGUUCUGUUGCUGGACCAAGAAGUGAGAGUCCUGUUUUUGACACAACCAGUAGGCUGGAAAUCAUAGCUCAAGAAGAUAAGACUAAAUUACUGAAAGCUGCAUUUCUGCAGUACUGCAGGAAAGAUGUAGUCAAUGCACAAAGCAUGGUAGUUGAGCUCUUUCCAAGUAACACAGAUCUGGAUUCUGAUGCUGAACUGGAUAGGGCAGUGACUCAGAUCAGCGUGGACUUAAUGGACGACUACCCUGCCUCUGAUCCAAGAUGGGCUGAAUCUGUACCUGAAGAUGCAGCUGGUUUCAGCAACACAUCUCUCAUCCUUCUUCAUCAGCUAGAGGAUAAGACAAAAGCACAUUCCUUCUUCAUUGAGUUUCUUCAUCAGGUCGGUGUGUUUGAACGGCUGGGCAGUUUUCCAGUAAGAGGGACACUGAUGGCAACUAGAUUGUUGCUCUGUGAGCAUGCUGAGAAACUAGCAGCAGCUAUUGUUCUCAAGAAUCACCACUCCAGGCUGCCUGAUCUAGUGAAUGCAGCUAUACUGAUUGCAUUAAACAAAAGAGAGUGUGACAUUCCACCAAGUCUUACCCCUGCAGAUGUGUUCUUUCGAGAGGUGUCCCAGAUAGAGUCCAUCUUUGAAUGCUUACUGGAAGAAGAGGAACAAGUCCUGAAAGAUACACCUAUUGAAUCAAUUGAGUGGGCCCAGAUUGUUGUCAAUGUGAACAACAUCAUUAAGGACAUGCUACAAGCCGCCUGUCAGUAUCGUCAGUCUAGAGCCUCUUUAUAUAAAACGGAUCUACCAGAAAGAGAACCUGAAUACAUUCCAUGGACAGCAUCUAGUGGCCUUCGUACAGCGAUAACCCGUCAGCAUGGAAUCAUUCUGAAGCUGGUGUAUCCCCAGGUGGACAGUAACCUCCGUAGCAUUGUGGCUGAGCAGCUGGUGGCCCUGCUGGAUUGUCUCCUAGGUGGCUAUGUUUCUCAGCUGAAGUCUGUGGACUGCCCUGCUGGUCAGGAGCGAUACAGCAAUCUGGAAAUGGAAUAUGUGCAGAAAAGAUCAGAACUCUUGUCUCCUCUCCUUUCCUUGGGACAGUAUCAGAUGGCAGCUGCUCUAGCAGAGAAAUACUGUGACUUUGAUAUCCUGGUGCAAAUGUGUGAGCAGACGGAUAACCAGGCCAGAUUACAACGUUACAUGAGUCAGUUUGCAGAUCAGAAUUUUUCAGAUUUCCUGUUUCGCUGGUAUCUAGAGAAAGGAAAGCGAGGGAAGCUGUUGUCUCAACCUGUUGCUCAGCAUGGACAGCUGGCCAGUUUCCUGCAAGCUCAUGAGCAUCUGAGCUGGUUACAUGAAAUCAACAGUCAGGAUUUGCAAAAGGCUCAUAGAACGUUGCAGACUUUAGCAAACACAGAGACUCGAUAUUUUGCAAAGAAGAAAACACUUCUUGGCUUGAGCAAACUAGCUGCACUGGCAUCUGACUUCUCAGAAGAUGUAUUGCAAGAUAAAAUAGAAGAAAUAUCAGAGCAGGAACGCUUCCUGUUGCAUCAGGAGACGCUUCCUGAGCAAUUACUGGCAGAGAAACAGAUGAACCUCAAUGAUAUGCCAGUGUUGUCUGCAUCUCAGCUCAUCGAUAUGUACAUAUGUGAUGAGAACAGAAGAGCAAAUGAGUAUGACUUCAAGAAAGCACUUGAUCUGCUGGAAUAUAUUGAUGAGGAAGAGGAAGUGGAUGUAAAUGAUCUGAAACUUAAAAUUAUCUGUAAGGCUCUCCAAAGAGAUGGCAUCUCAACGUAGAAGCUUUUUAAGAGGAACAACCAUGGAGGUCAUUCCUGCAAAUUUUUGUUUUGCUGCUUUUUGGCUAUUGAACCACAUUGACAAGUUCAUUAUCUUUCAAGUUAAAGCUGUGCUCUUGACUGUAACAGAUCAAUACCUCAAAUACAGCUUGGAAGAGCCACUCUCACAGAUGUUCAGCAUCAAACAGAGGCUGAAUCCAAUUGGUCAGAAGAAUCUUCUCAUCAAGCAGUGCUACUGUUCUCUCCUAGAUCAAGAAGCUCAAAUAGCAUUUCCUGCCUUUCCUUUCUAAUUUUCUUACCCCUGUCCAUAUUCCAAGAGGACCUAAGGAAGAAAGGAUGAGGAGAGAACACAUUCCAAAUGAAUUGUGCCAUUUGUCAUUAAAAUGGAGAUAAGCAGCAUUUGGAUUCAUGUUUACCUAUAGGAUAGAUUCCAAAGGACAGUGCUCUGUAGAAAAGAAAUUCCUGAUUGCAUGACUAAGUUAUUGUUACACAUGACAUACAGAAUAGGCAGAAACAAGGUCACACUGUUCCAAGUGUUUUCUUCCCUUCCUAUUAUUUUUUAGACAGAAGAAUCCAGACCUCCUGUGUAGCACCAGUCCAGUAACUGAUUUUUCUCCCAUCUGUCUUUGUCCAAGAACAGGGUUUUGUACGUAGAUAUGAUUUGAAUAGUUUAUAUAUUAAUACUGACAAGAUUUUGCCCACUCUGCUACCUAAACACAUGCCAUUUGAAAUCACUUUGUAUGGAAAUCAAUGAAUAGUGUUUGGAAAACUCCAUGUCCCAGUUGAGUUUCCAAUCCAGCAAGGCUCACAAAGAGGUUAAUGGCUGUUUCAACAAGGAGUAGUGUUAACUGUCAUCUGUGUGCAAAAGUAAGCAUGUGCCAUGCCACAGUACCUACUUCUAAGGAUGGCAUCUGUUUGCCAGAUUGACAGCUACAAAUAGUGCUAGGGUUCUAGGGCAGAAUGCAUAGCCUCACUGAGUGUGCUCCUGAGAUCCUGGUAGGGCCCUCACCCUUCACGUCUGUGCCUAAGAGUCAUUUGUUUCUUCAAAUCCCCCUUCCUUCCCACUUUCCCUCACUCUCUUCCCAGUAGAAUUUAAAGAUGAAGUCCUAGAAGAUGGGGACUUUCAAGUAACGUCCUGGUUUGUGUGAAGUACAGAGGAUUUGUCAGCUUACAGCUUCUGGGAGCCAGGUUCAGAUCUGUUGCAGGCAUGUCCCACUGGCUCAAGGAGGUUCAUGUCGGUUCAGGGAGGGAUGAGGACUGGUUUUGUCUGGCAGUUAAAUGUAUGGAACAGAAAAUUUUAAGUUAGAACCAUAGCAAAAGAAGUUAGAUUCCAGUUGAAUUAAAACUGCUACGCAUAAAGCUCUGCAAGGAUAAAAAAAAGGACAUUUAAGAUAUUCUUUCUCUUAGAAAAGUGUAUUUAGAAUUUUCUUAUUACAGAUGACACUUGAAUUCAUGAGUCUUCACCUUCACCUUUCAUGAGGCAAACAGCUGUAUUUGUUUGGUGUCUCUGUGUGUUCUUACAGGCCUGCAACUGAGACUUUUAUGUUUUUCCUCCUCCUUCCUUUUCUCAGUGUUUGCUUUUUUGUUUUCAUUUUCGUUUCAUUUUGGGUUUAUUCCAAAUGUGUUGGCAAAUUGCUUGCUCUUGCUUGAUUCUAGUAGAAAAUAAAUCUACACUUUCAUCAUCUCAAUUGUAAAAUAGAGUUGGUUGAGAAAAAAUAAUGCUGA